AAUAAAAGUCUAAAACCCUGGGGGAGGCCCUGGCUUCUCUGGUCUGGUCCGCACUCCACUAGGGAAAAGAAAAGGCGGCUCUUUCAGUAUUCUUCUUCUGCGUCUCCGAUAGAGAUCGGCGUCGUUGUCCGUGAUUUCCCGGCCAAGUAAUGGGCGCCAGCAGCGAUCCCAACCAGGACGGCUCGGACGAGCAGCAGAGGCGGUCGGAGAUCUACACCUACGAGGCGCCCUGGCACAUCUUCGCCAUGAAUUGGAGCGUCCGACGAGACAAGAAGUACCGCCUCGCCAUCGCCAGCGUCAUGGAGCAGUACUCCAACCGCGUCGAGAUCGUCCAGCUCGACGACUCCAACGGCGAGAUCCGCUCCCAUCCGGACCUCUCCUUCGAGCAUCCGUACACUCCGACCAAGGUCAUCUUCAUCCCCGACAAGGAGUGCCAGAAGCCCGACUUCUUCGCCACCUCCAGCGACUUCCUCCGCCUCUGGCACGUCGUCGGCGAAGAGGGCGACCAGCCGCACCGCGUCGAGAUGAAGAGCCUCCUCAACAACAACCGCAACAGCGAGUUCUGCGGCCCGCUCACCUCCUUCGAUUGGAACGAGGCCGAGCCCAGGCGCAUCGGGACCUCCAGCAUCGACACGACCUGCACGAUCUGGGACAUCGAGCGGGAGACGGUCGAUACGCAGCUCAUCGCGCACGACAAGGAGGUUUAUGACAUCGCCUGGGGCGGUGUCGGCGUCUUCGCCUCCGUCUCCGCCGACGGUUCUGUUAGGGUUUUCGACUUGCGGGACAAGGAGCACUCCACGAUCAUAUACGAGAGCUCGGAGCCGGACACCCCGUUGGUGCGGUUGGGAUGGAACAAGCAGGACCCGAGGUAUAUGGCCACAAUCAUCAUGGAUAGCGCCAAGGUUGUGGUGCUGGAUAUCCGCUUCCCGACGGUGCCGGUGGUGGAAUUGCAGAGGCACCAGGCUAGCGUGAACGCAAUUGCGUGGGCGCCGCACAGUUCGUGUCACAUUUGCACUGCUGGGGAUGAUUCGCAAGCUUUGAUUUGGGAUUUAUCGUCCAUGGGUCAGCAGCCGAUUGAGGGCGGUUUGGAUCCGAUUCUGGCUUACACUGCCGGGGCGGAAAUUGAGCAGCUGCAGUGGUCGUCUUCCCAGCCUGAUUGGGUUGCUAUUGCUUUCUCAACCAAGCUUCAGAUUCUGAGGGUAUGAUUUUAGGUUUUUCUUUUGUUCCCCCCCCCCCUCCCCCCGGGGGGGGAGGAAGGGGACGGGGUCUUAGUUUAGCAUUCAUUCCCUGUUGGAAAUGGUAAAGCAACUAAUGGUCCUUUAUCUCAGCCCUUUCACAGACUAAAUAGUAAAAAAAAAUAGUGUAUUGCUCUACUGGUGCUAUUGCUUUUUUUAGCUUUGAUAAUGGCAACGCUUGUGCAUUCCUCUCUUUAAUUGUUC
Molecule: messenger RNA, 1439 nt
Organism: Diospyros lotus (date-plum)
Lineage: Eukaryota; Viridiplantae; Streptophyta; Magnoliopsida; Ericales; Ebenaceae
Product: WD repeat-containing protein LWD1
Exons: 1
Coding region: 150-1205 (351 amino acids)
Cellular component (GO): nucleus
Molecular function (GO): protein binding
Source: RefSeq, a predicted model, not a curated record